Meriones unguiculatus (Mongolian gerbil) is the source of this 1086-nucleotide messenger RNA. RefSeq names its product chromosome 17 C21orf140 homolog (gene C17H21orf140). NCBI's taxonomy places the organism in Eukaryota, Metazoa, Chordata, Mammalia, Rodentia, Muridae. The coding region runs from base 253 to 1008 and encodes 251 amino acids. The transcript has a single exon. The record is from RefSeq and is a predicted model, not a curated record.
AUAUCCAUCCCAACAGCCAAACGGAAGGGAACCAGAAUCCUGACCACCUUGAGGAGAUGCGCUCCCGGACUGAGGCUAGGUGGCAUUUUAAGUGGUUAGACUUCUGAGCACAUGCCUCCCUGGAGUCUGGGGUGUAGCUAUGGCUACACUGUGAUAAAGCUGGCACAGCUAGGAGAAAGCCACUUAUGAGGUCACCAUCCUAGUCCUUCCAGAACUCCCCAGACAGGGGAAUGUGACCCACUUGGGAGCCCCAUGGCUCACUUUACACAGCGUCUUCUGAAAAACUUCAUCAUCAGAACUCAGUUUGACAGCGUCAAGAGGAAACAGUGCCUUCAGUAUCUGAACGCUCUGAGAACACUGCAAUACGAUGGAUAUAAGACUGUGUAUUUUGGGGAAACAGAGAUCCCAGAAACUCUUGUCACUGGGGAAGACUUUAAUGAUGGCUAUUACAUGCACACUCCAACCUGGUGUAUCCUGCACGCUGGUGGCAGUCAAGGAUGGGUGCCCUGGAAAUACCGGAUGUUCCUAAGAGAUGACCUAUGUAUCAAACAGGAAGACAGCCUCUUCUUUGAGUUCUGUGAUGUUAUAAAGAAGACCUAUGGGAAGUGUGCCAUUGUGGUUAAAGGCAGAAAGCAGCAAGAUGAGAUGAAGCUGAAGACUGACAAGGAGGGAGAGCCCCAUGCCUAUGCUCCAACAAGCAUUCCUCUAACAAGCAUCGUUUGUUCCUCUGGAGUGGCCAAGUCCUAUGGCCAUGAGCUAGUCUCUCUGCCGUCCCCUUAUAAUUACCUGAACCCUUUGGACUCAGCCUGGUCCUCCGUGAAAUGGUUUAUCAUCAACAACAGGAAAGAGUUUUGCCUGCAGUCCACCGACAACGUCUACCGCUACCAGUACAUCCUCAUCAGUGACUUGAUCAGCAAAGGGAUUGAGAAGGUCAGCACGAGCAAGUGGAAGGCCUUCGUGAACAAAGUGCGGCGGUGGGAGAACUACUAUCUCGGGAAGUUUUCCUAAGGGCGGUUCCUCCACGAAGCGCCAAGCCGAACGGCCUUUGCUGCUAGCUGCGGAGUUUAACUCUGACUCACUGCCGCC